AGAUCAUGAGCAGCACAGGGGAAAAAAUGCUUCCAUGGCUGUAAUAUUUAACAUAGUUGCAGGAAUUAUUUUAUAUGUCUACGUCAUAUAAUUACAUUUUAUUUCCGACUGUUUCUCUGGACUGGACACCAAAUUUCUCAUAUUAAACUGAAAUGCAAAUGAAAAAUCGAAAGAAGAGAACUAAAUUCGAAGUUUAGCCUAGCCCUCUGUCAGCCCGAUGCAUAGAAAUUGACGCAAAAGGUCACCCCAAUGAAUUCUAUAUCUCUGUGAUUUAAUCGUGUUGCGUUGAUGCAGUUUGAGGGAUCGCAUUUUAUAAUUUGAUCACACUUUCGAAAAAAACCAUCUUCAACUUUGCUUCGCGUCUUCUUCUAAUGGCCUUUCUCUCAGUUUCAGUGAAAAGAGGGCAACUCGUUGGAGCUCCAGAACGGUUCAACACUUACGUUACCUUGAAGCUUCUCAGCGUGAAAAGCACUACAGUAUGUGUGAAGGGUUCGACUCCUUGUUGGGAGCAAGAUUUCAUGUUUGAAAUCGAUCUGCCCCCCUCUAAUAGUUCCCAAAACCAAUCCUCUUCUGAUUCUCCAAACGGACUCUUAGUUGAGCUCUGGAACAAAGGAGUAAUCUGGGAUACUAUCAUUGGCUAUGUCUGGAUCCCACUGCAGAAGAUUCCCGGAUACAUGACGCAGAAUGAAAGCGGAAUAGUUGCGAAAAACAACGGGUCCCACCCGGAUUCGAUCCUCCCACAUGCCCCUACUUGGUUCAACGUGGACGCCGAGUUGUCGCUAGGCGCCAAUGGGACUGACGUGAAAGGCACAAAACUGACGACUGGACACAAAAUAUUCUUGGAUAUAAGAUUCGAAAGCAAUUUAGACGAUCUGAACGGAGACUUGAACAGUAGUUCGAGGCACUGCUCCUCGUGGCAACGGAGGCUUCAGGACCUCAACCAGAUGGAACAGAGUCCCCCCUUCGAUGGUCACCACGGUGGGAUGGGAGGACGGAGGGACGGAGGUGGAGGGGGGAUCAUGUAUGGCCGCAGAGCAGGAGAAGGGGGCAAGGGUUCGUUCAAUCAUGGACCAGGUGGCACACAUCCCUCUUCAGGAGGUGGAAUCAUUGCACCUUCCGGGCAAAACAUGCCACCAUACAGCCAGGGCAAAGGGGGAGGAGGGGUCUCACGGAGUGGGGGCACAGGAGGAGGCAAUCUGUACAGGACACGCAGCUCAAACUCCAAUCACAGUCAAUUGUCGGAAGACAGCGACUACACAAGUGACAUAGUGGGCGGAGUGAAUCACCCCCACCCGAAUGAAUCAGUGAGCCAAUAUCACCCCCGACACAGGGCCCAAUUCAACCCCACAGAUGCCCACUUACCCCCGUCCUCUGACCAACAACCACCCUACUACCAACCGCACUAUGCCAAUGACCGCGGAGUGAGACCAGGUUAUUAUGAGUAUGGUGGUGAUGAGUACUACCCUAAUGAGUCAAUGGGGGGAGGGACCGGUGGUGUUGACGCGGAUUAUGAAAGGUAUCAGCAGGGAUCUAGACCUUAUGGACAGGGUACUAUAUACCCUGAUGGGUACAUCAGUGACUCGUACUACCACGAAGGAGGGAAUUUUGAAGAUCCGCAAUACUAUUAUUACGACGAGUACGAUCCCGAUUUUGACUACUAUGACUACGACGAAGAGGAGUUUUUCCUUGAAAAUGGAUACUACCCCGAAGAUCACAUGAUGGCUCUGAACCAAGAACAACCUCCUCACCCUAAUUUUCCGGAAGGAACGACUCCUCAGAGCUCGGCUGCCGGAAGGCGGAAGCUUCCAGACGUCAGUCAGAUCUCGGAAUCCGAAGCGUAUCUCUCAGAUCGAUCGGGUUUGGAAGCUGAUCGCGAUGCUGCAAAUAGACGCCGACAACUUCCGAAUGAUCCGAGCGCUCUGCGAGUUUCUGUCGGUGGUGUUGCGGAGGUUCCGACAACUUCAGGAACUUUUACGAGAGUAGCAGAUGAUGGUUCGAUGCUUCCCGGAUGUGAGGUGGGGGACCCGAGUGUGGGGUUCAUGGGGGCGGAGCAAAUGGGGGAAGAUGAGUUGAUAGGGGAUGCAACAGGGGGAGAUGAGUACUAUGAUGGAGAAGAAUGGUAUCCCGAGGGAUACGGACCAGAGGACUAUUUUUAUGCCGGUGCCAAUGAAGAUUACAUGUAUGGGGCACAUCCUGUGCCAGGGGAUCCAAAUAUGGACUACGGCCAGACGGGGCACUACCCCGACGUGCCCCUGGAUGAGUUUGGAAAUCCAGUGCACCCUCCGGACGGUGAAGAGUACGACGAAGGCAACUACGAAAAUGUCGAGGCACUGUACGAGAGUCGAGCAGCGGACAGGUUCCAAGGCGUUGAUGGAGCACAUCCACAUCCGGAAGAAAUGGAAGGGGAGGAGUUUUUCGAGACUGCCACACCUGGCUACUAUGACGAAGAGGGAAACUUCAUCCCAAUCGAAGAUGAGCAGCUGGAGGGGUACGAAGACACUGAGAUGUACGAGAACCUGUACUAUGACGAGUACGAGGAGGGAGGGGAGUACUACCCGGGCGAGUUCGCGUAUGAUGAAAACGGGGAACCCAUUCUCCAGGAGGCACCCUACAGUCUAGACGACUCAACUGUCAUGUACGAGAACUACAUGCUAAGUUACGAAGACGACCAACAAGACCCUGUAGUUCACAAAACAGAUAUUGGCAACCUUCAUCUUCAUCACCAUCAAGCAGCAGGGGGAGUUGCAGUGCCGUUUAGUGAGCAGUUACACGUGGACACCUCCUCGGGGGGUCAGUUGGCAGACUUUGACCUCAGUCGGGAUUAUGCGAACUUGAAAUCAACUGGAGCAGGCGGCCUUGCGAAAGGCCAUCACCAGCACCAACUAGACUUCCCAGUAGGAUCACUUUCCCAGUCGGGAGUGGCGGUGGCGGCAGCCGAGAGGUCAAUGUCACCCCCUGUCGCUGUCGGCCACGGUCAAGGCAGUAGACACUACGUUGACAGAGGCCUCAUGAGCGGGGAUGAUUUCCUCAACGACAGUCCAGGAGAGGCUAGCUCUGUAACUGGCAGUCAAAUUUUGAACGAAAGAUACGAACCAAACCGCAACAAGAACAACUUCGAUUACGAUUUACGACCAGCGAAUUCAGCAAUUUACAGACCAGGACAGCCACAACAGAAAAGCAGAGAAAGUCAACUCGAGGAUGACUUCGGCACAGAAACGCUCAACGAGAAACUACUGCUCAAGCAUCGAGCUGCGUUGGCUAAUAAUGAUGAGUACAAUCAACAAGGGCAGAAUCAACAAGAUGUGUAUCCUAAUCAAAGUAGAUCUUAUUACGACGAAGAGCAAAAAUUCCGAGAGGAGUUCUCGGAAAGCGAGAGCUGGACACGAAACGAGUCAAAGGAGCUAUCGAGAGAUUCAGACUUAGAACAAGAUCGUGUGGAGAAUUUUGAGCGUGAAACGAAGGAUCCAUCUGAUCAUCUGCAGCUGGAGGAGAGUGGUGAUGUGAUUGGCGGGACUACACAUGGGGAGAGAAAGGCGACCCAUCUGGACAGAGAUAGAGCCAAGGCCAGGUGGCUGACAGCGUACAAGAAAAUCACUGAUAGUUUCGACGACAGCGAGGGAGAGAGAAAAGACACAUUGAACGACGUUGUUGGUCCGCACACAUCUUUGCUGAGCAACAUAGAAGACAUUUCACAUGUUAUGAAGGCCAGAAGGACUUCGAUACCUUUGUCGCUGGCGGCCAUGAAGCGACAACAGGGCAUAGCUACCACUACUAUGGCCGUCAGGCAGUCCAUACAAGACAACGAACUGAAAAUGGGCGUGUACAAGAGCACGUUGCAAGCCUUAAUCUACCCGAUCUCGUCCACAACGCCCCACAACUUCACCAUCUGGAGUGCGAACAAGCCCACCUUCUGCUUCGAGUGCGAGGGUCUGUUGUGGGGACUGGCCAGACAGGGGCUGAAGUGCAGAGAGUGUGGGGUGAAAUGUCACGAGAAGUGUAAGGACCUCCUCAACGCAGACUGUCUGCAGAGGGCGGCUGAGAAGAAUGCGAAGCAGGGUGACGGGGACAAGGUGAACACUAUUGUGGCGGCUAUUAGAGACAGGAUGCAGUUGAGAGAGAAGGAGAAGGAACAGCUGUUCGAGACCAUACGCACUGUGUUCGCAAUAUCUACCAGAGAACACCAGUCUCAGAUGCGCCACGCAGAACAGAUUGUGCUAGAAGGUUCCUCUAAAUGGGCGGCGCGUAUCUCGAUUACAGUGAAGUGUGCACAGGGACUGGCGGGCAAGGACAAGACGGGGGCGAGUGACCCCUAUGUGACAGUGCAGGUGGGCAAGACGAAGAAGAGGACAAAGACCAUCGCACAAGAACUCAACCCAGAGUGGAACGAGACAUUCGCAUUUGACUGCCACAAUGCGUCCGAUAGAAUCAAAGUGCGGGUGUGGGAUGAAGACGAUGACUUGAGGGCGAAGUUGAUGCAGAAACUGACGAGAGAGAGCGACGACUUCUUGGGACAGACAAUCAUCGAGGUGCGUACUCUCUCUGGUGAGAUGGAUGUGUGGUACAAUCUGGAGAAGAGGACUGACAAGAGUGCUGUCUCUGGAGCCAUCAGACUACACAUCAGUGUCGAGAUGAAGGGCGAGGAGAAGUCAGGUGCCUCUUAUCACGUGCAGUACACAUGUCUGCACGAGAACUUGUUCCACUACCUCUGCGAGAGCAGUCCCGACCCCAAGAACAGUUCAGUGGGGGGAGGGGGAGGGAUGUUCAAGCUGCCCAGUGGGGGCAGUGGGAAGAGCGAGGACACGUGGAAGGUGUUCUUCGAUGAUGUCGCUCAAGAAGUGUGUGAUGAGUUCGCUCUCAGAUACGGAGUGGAGAAUAUCUACCAGGCCAUGGUUCACUUUUCGUGCCUGUCCACCAAGUACACUAGUUCGGGAGUGCCUGCCCUGAUGAGUACUUUCCUGGCCAACAUCAACGCCUACUAUGCCCACUCCGCCUCCAACAGCAACGUCACUGCCUCCGCCAGAUUCGCAGCCUCUAACUUUGGGAAGGAGAAGUUUGUGAAAUUGCUGGACUCACUACACAACUCCCUUAGGAUUGACCUGUCCAUGUACAGGAACAACUUCCCCACUGCCAGUCCAGACAAACUGAACGAUCUCAAGGCCACUGUCGACCUACUCACCAGCAUCACCUUCUUCCGCAUGAAGGUUCUGGAGUCGACCAGUCCUCCGAAGUCUGCACUAGUGGUGAAAGAAUGCGUGCGAGCGUGCCUUAAACAAACUUAUCAAGACCUAUUCGAUCACGUGGCCGAAAUGACAGCCACACAACUGGCUAACGAAGCCAACAACCCCAGUGCCUCCAGUGGCGGGGAAGAGGAUCGGGCGGCAGCCUCGGGAGCCCCGGGACUCCGUAGUUUAGACUUCUGGCGCAACCUUCUCUCCUUACUCAUAGUGAUUAUAGACGAAGACAAAAAGAUCUACUCUUCCAAAAUUAACCAAUUUCCCUCAGAACUGAACGUAGGUCAGUUGUCUGCGUUUGAAAUGUGGAAGAUGUUGGCGGGGGAUUUGCGUUAUGCUAUGGAGGAGCACGCGAAGACUCUCUACUGUGAGAUAUCGGACUAUGUGAAGCUAUACUUCCUGGUGAAGUCCUUCUUCACUCUUCAUGUGAAGCCCCUCCCCCAAGCGAAGGAGUUAAGCGAAGAGGAGACAGACAUAGCAGUGUGGUUCAGUCCUUUUGUAGUGUGCUGGUUGGGAACUGUGGAGGAUGAAGCAGUGACGUUCUUAGUCAGUGCACUCAACAGGGACAAGGCCGAUGGGUUCAAACUGUCGGCUGGAUCUGCGAGGUAUUCGCACAGUGUGGUGGACACAUUUGCGAGGAUGGGGGAGCCGAUUGAGGUGAUCAAAAAGAUGGAGUGCAGUGAGCCACACUCCAUGCACCACGUCAUGAUCAGAUUCGCCAUGGUGCUCGAGACGGUGCUUCUGAAGUAUGCACAGAUAGUGACCCGUUUCUUCCCCGAGUACAAGUCGGAGGCGAAGACGGGUGUCAUUCUGAUGAACAAUGUGCAGCAACUCAGAGUGCAGUUGGAGAAGACCUACGAGGGACUGGGAGGUGCCUCGAUAGGGGAGGAGGCUACUCAGCACUUGAAUUCAGUGCAGCGCAAACUGUCCAAUCAUAUCGACGCUUUAGCAGGACAGUAUGCCAGCACCAUGCAACACGCCAUCGAGGACUCAGUCAACAAACUGGCCGCUAACCUCAACCAACACAAGGGCAACGCAUCUGUGGUAAUGAAACAGACUCAGAACAGACAGGCGUUGGCAGCUGAGGCGGAGGCAGUGGUCGGUCCACUGCUUGAGUACCUGGACACUCAGCUGGAAUCACUGGUGGACCUCGCAGACCGCACAGUGUUCAAACGACUCCUAAAGGAGAUAUGGAAGAUAGCGAUGGGGAAGCUAGAGAAGAAGAUAGUGUUGCCACCUCUCUCAGACAGACAGCAGCUCACUCUGUCUCUGCUAGAGGACAAGAACCUCACCCAGAAGCAGUGUGCAAUCAUUCACUCUGGCCUCGACAUCAUCAAGACCAUUUUCACUGCUGAUGGAAAACACGGCCUCAAACGCAGCUACCUGGACAAGUCUCGUGAGCUGCAGUCUCUUCGUUAUGCUCUCUCACUCUACUCUCAAACCACAGACACUCUGAUUAAGACAUUCAUAGUGACCCAGAAUGCACAGGACAAUCCAAGUGUGGACGACCCUGUGGGAGAGAUAUCCAUCCAGAUUGACCUGUUCACACAUCCAGGCACGGGAGAUCACAAGGUCACAGUCAACAUUGUGGCGGCCAAUGACCUUCGGUGGGUGACGACUGGGGUGUUCAAGCCCUUCGUGGAGAUCUGGCUGUUCGGACCCCAACUGCAGGACAGGAAGAGAAGGGAAGCCACGAAGCAGAAGCCCAACAUGCUAUCCCCAAAGAUAGGCGAACAGUUUGUCUUCUUGCUAGGCAACGAGGAAGAUCUGGACGUGUAUGAGCUGCACGUGGCAUGUAAAGACUACUGCUUCGGUCGCUCAGACCAGUUGGUGGGAGUAUCAGUCAUACAGUUCAGAGAUAUAAUUGAUCAGAAGAGUAAUUCUGGAACACACGCCAGCUGGCUGACUCUGGGUAGAUAUCUACAUUACGACGACACUGGGUGGACUAUCCUGCGCAUCCUAGCCCAGAGGAAUAAUGACGCCGUCGCCAGAGAGUUCAUCAAGGCCAAGACAGAACGGCGCUCCGAGGCACCCGGGCCUGAUUCCUCUCUUUUUGAGACCUCAUUUGCUCAUAAUUUGAGCCACAGUCUUAACCAAUUCAUCCCUGAGCCGGCCAGUAUGCCCCAGAUGCCCUCUAUGGCCUCCGCCGCCUCCCAGUUCGUGCCCCCGCAGGUGAAGAGCAUGGCCUCGAACAGUGGCAACAGUCUGGGACAGUCCUUCUCCUCCUCCUUCAAUAACUUCGGACUCUCAAAGCUACUCAACUCGUAACCCCUCCCCACUAUACACACUCCACAUCAUUUACAGGCUUGUAGCAUCAACCGGCCGAAUUUGCAUCGUCGUUUCUGGGACUCAGUUUGGACAUGCCGGACGCGCCCCUUCGAGGGCUAAAAACAACAACAAUAAUACCCACAUCAUCAUCAUCUCUUCCUCUUCUGCAAUGAUACUUCCACUUAAAUUAAAACUGGUUUUUGAGAUCUCACAGCUAUAAGAAGCUGUUGAAAACCCAAUUUCAGUAUGCAUCAUAUGACUGUAGCACUUCGAUAAUUUCGAUGUCAAAAUUGUUCAACUGACUGCUCGCCAUCAGCAACAACGGAUUCAUUUACAAUCAAAGUUCGAUUGAGAAGAAAGUCACAAAGGCUUAGGGCUUGUUUGAAUCAUCUCUACAUUCAAUGACGUUAAAGUACAAUGGACUGAAAAAUAAUGCAAUGUCGAGAGUGGACGAACCGCUGCAGUUCGACGGACCCACUAAAUUAUGCCGCGAAGUUUGACGAGGAACUCUACUUAACGAGAACGCUCAAGAAGAGCGAAGCAAGUGAAUAAAUCUAUUCUACAGUGUGAUUCUGAGCAGACAACUCUUUACUUACGGCUGAUUUAUUAACCGAACUUGCCAGCUCGGCUGGGCUGUUUUUAGUGAAGCGAUUUUUCAUAUUGCGUUGUGUUCAUUAUCGCAGGUUGCUUUAACAGUGUUUGGGUUAUGUCUCAGUAGUUUUAAGCAAAAGUUUUACCUCGAGACGCAAUCCUUCUUUGCAAUAUGCUCAUUUUUGUAUAUUUUUGCAGUUUAGUAUAGUUAGUAAAUUACUGAUGUUGUACAUAUUGUGCUUGUUCGGUUUUGUAAAUUUUCUCUCGAAGUUCCUAAUCAAAGAAGCAUACCAGCGUUUAAGAAUUAAAUUUAUAUAUUUGGAAUUAAAUAAUUUAUAAGAACAGUUUAUUCAUUGUAUGAUCGAGUGUUUAUAUUCAUUUUUCAAAGUUUGCGUUUGUAAA
Molecule: messenger RNA, 8492 nt
Organism: Symsagittifera roscoffensis
Lineage: Eukaryota; Metazoa; Xenacoelomorpha; Acoela; Convolutidae
Product: protein unc-13 homolog B-like
Exons: 36
Coding region: 372-7499 (2375 amino acids)
Biological process (GO): chemical synaptic transmission
Cellular component (GO): plasma membrane
Molecular function (GO): calmodulin binding; diacylglycerol binding; calcium ion binding
Source: RefSeq, a predicted model, not a curated record